Molecule: messenger RNA, 1146 nt
Organism: Aegilops tauschii subsp. strangulata
Lineage: Eukaryota; Viridiplantae; Streptophyta; Magnoliopsida; Poales; Poaceae
Product: FBD-associated F-box protein At1g66310-like
Molecular function (GO): protein binding
Source: RefSeq, a predicted model, not a curated record
AUGAAGAAGAAUUCUGCUACUUCGGCGGCGGUGCCUGCGACCAAUAAGAACGAAGCCGAGGCAGUUCCCACGGCCAAGAACAUGAGGGCAGCCAAGAGGCGUAGGUCUGAUGGGACCGCCGGACGCAGGGCACCGAAAAGGGCACGCGAUCUCCCUAGGCCCAGCCACGGCGAUCUCAUCAGCAGCCUUCCCGAUGACAUCUUUGAGGCCAUCAUCUCCCUCCUCCCCAUCAAGGACGGCGUUCGCACGCAGGCCGUCGCCCGGGGAUGGCGUCCGCUGUGGCGCUCAGCGCCUCUCGAUCUCGACGCCACGGACAUGUGCUCCAACAAAUAUAAGUGCAUAUCCGUCGUCUCCGGCAUCCUCUGUGACCACCUUGGGCCGGCCCGCCGCUUCACGUUCGAAAACAUCUGCCUCCACAAAUCAAAAAAAGGGUAUAUCAUGGAUGAUGCUUGGAUCGAGCGCUGGUUUCGCUCCCGGUGCCUCGACAACCUCGAGGAGCUUGAUAUCAGCUUCCGGCUGUUGGGUAACGCAGACGUGUCCAGGAACCGGUACCCGCUGCCAUCGUCCGUGCUCCGCUUGGCACCGACUCUAGUUGUGGCCACAUUCGGCGUGUGCAGGUUCCCAAGUGAGAUUGCACCUUGUCUGGAUUUUCCCCUCCUCCGGCAACUCACUCUAUGGAGUAUUAGCGUCUCGGAGGAAGCCCUGCAUGUGCUGCUCUCUGCCUGCCAUGUUUUGGAAACCCUAUUUCUGCAGGAUAUUCGUGACAUCGACUGCCUUCGUGUUAGCUCGCCAACUCUGAGGAUCAUCUGGUUCAUCGCUACUCCCUUGGGAAGACAAGAAUUGUUUAUUGAGGACGUCCCUCACCUUGAAAGGCUACUUUUUCCACGCUUAGAUGGUGAGACCAUUCGAGGAACGAUCACACCAAGCUUGAGCCAUUCGAUAUGCACCGUGAAUUUGGCUCUCAAGUUUGCUGGCCCUGAUUUAUAUGCGGUUCUCAAUGUCCUACGGUGCUUCCCCUGCUUGGAAAAGCUCUAUGUCAUUUGGGACGAAUCCUUACAGGCAGAGAUGAUCAACAUGCAUCAAUAUGAACCCCUGAAUCCAAUCAAAUGCCUUGAGAGCCAUCUCAAAAGUACUGGUGUUGAAUAA